AAAUGUCAACACAAAUUAAAUAUGCAAAUGGCGACCUCAUUUGCAUAGUUAUUGAAAAAAUAUGAACAGGUUGAUGGAUAUGCAUAAUUUUUGUUAUAUAGAUAGCCUAAGUGAAGACUUACAUAAUGAGAUAAUAAUUAUGCAAAUUAACAACUAAUUUGCAUAAUGAAUUAGAAUAUUGUUCAACCUUCCUGACCACUUUUACAUUUUACACUUAGUACAUGUUCAUUAAUAUCAUAUUUAGAGAUAUUCAUUGAUUUAGACAUGGGGAAAACAUGGUGUGAUAUUCCAACUUAGAUAUAGUAAACCUUUUAAUUAAUUCCAAUGUUUCUGUUCUGUUCCAAUAUUUUAGACAAUCAAAAUGGCAUCUGCUAUUGCCGAAUUUUACAAGGUCAAGAAUGUUUUCGUCACCGGGGCAACGGGAUUCCUCGGGAAGGUCCUUGUUGAGAAGCUGCUACGUUCCUGCCCAGAAGUGGAGGGAAUUUACUUGUUGAUCAGGCCAAGAGGAGACCAGACUGCCCAAGAGAGGUUGAACAAGAUUGUAGAGAGUAAGCUCUUUGACAAAGUUCGUCAUGAACAGCCAACCUUCCACCGCAAGCUGCACGCCAUACCCGGAGAUAUGUGUGAACCCGCCUUAGGUAUCAGGCAAUCAGAUCAAGACAUGCUGGUGUCAAAGAUUCACAUCCUUUUCCACUCUGCAGCAACAGUUAGAUUGGAGGAUCCCCUGAGAACCUCCAUGCAGCUGAAUGUGAUAGGGACACGGGAUGUCAUCGCCUUGUGCCACAAACUCAAACACCUUCAGGCUUUUGUGCAUGUGUCCACUGCCUAUGCCAACUGUGACAGGAGUUACAUCGAAGAGACUAUCUACCCUCCCCCUGUGCAGCCUCAGAAGUUGAUUGAUGCUCUGGAAUGGAUGGAUGACACCAUGGUGACUAAGUUGACUCCAGACUUGAUAGGCAAAAGACCCAACACCUACACCUUCACCAAGGCAUGUGCGGAGUACCUACUGACACAGGAGGCGGCUGACCUGCCACUGUCCAUCGUCAGGCCUUCUAUCAUUGGUGGCUCCUGGAGAGAGCCUCUGGCGGGCUGGUGUGACAACUUCGGUGGACCUGUUAACCUUUCUGUUGCAAUUGGGAAGGGCUUGCUGCGGACCAUGCGGGGAGAGUAUAAUGCUUCUGUCGAUGUUGUACCAGUAGACUUACCUGCCAACCUGAUGAUUGCUGCUGCCUGGGACACUGCUGUCUCCAGACCAGAGAACAUCCCUGUGUACAACUCCACAUCAGGAGGUGUCAACCCGUUACGAUGGGGAGAGUUCAGUGAGGGCACGCUGGUAACUUACAAGAAAUACCCUCUUGACAAGCCAUUCAGGGCACCCAACUUUGCAUUUGUCAGCAACAGUUUCAUGUACCAGUACUGGCAAGUCGUCAGCCACAAGGGACCGGCUUACCUGUAUGAUAUCUGGCUCAGGAUGAUCGGACAGGAACCAAGGGGCCAUUCCCACUGGCUUUUUUGGCUAGGGGUUGCUCCCUAG
Messenger RNA from Branchiostoma floridae (Florida lancelet), 1534 nucleotides. Its product is annotated as fatty acyl-CoA reductase 1-like. The record is from RefSeq and is a predicted model, not a curated record. Lineage: Eukaryota; Metazoa; Chordata; Leptocardii; Amphioxiformes; Branchiostomatidae. Bases 362 to 1534 code for a protein of 390 amino acids. Gene Ontology annotation, cellular component: peroxisome. Gene Ontology annotation, molecular function: alcohol-forming very long-chain fatty acyl-CoA reductase (NADP+) activity. Gene Ontology annotation, biological process: long-chain fatty-acyl-CoA metabolic process. The transcript is spliced from 11 exons.